Molecule: messenger RNA, 1065 nt
Organism: Glycine soja
Lineage: Eukaryota; Viridiplantae; Streptophyta; Magnoliopsida; Fabales; Fabaceae
Product: oxygen-evolving enhancer protein 2, chloroplastic-like
Exons: 4
Coding region: 83-859 (258 amino acids)
Biological process (GO): photosynthesis
Cellular component (GO): extrinsic component of membrane; photosystem II; photosystem II oxygen evolving complex
Molecular function (GO): calcium ion binding
Source: RefSeq, a predicted model, not a curated record
CCACAUAACACAUUGAAACUAAACUCCAAGUUCCUACCAUAGUGCUAGGAAAGUGAGUGUGAGAAAGAGAUCACAUAGCAGAAUGGCUUCUACUCAAUGUUUCUUGCACCACCAUGCUCUUACCACCCCUGCCAGAUCCCCAUCACAACGCAUCAUGGUUAGCACCAAGCCUAACCAGCUUGUUUGCAAGGCACAGAAGCAAGAGGAUAUUGAUGUCAGCCCAAUCUCUCGCCGGUUAGCUCUAACCGUGCUCAUUGGUGCUGCUGCUGUUGGCUCCAAAGUCCAACCUGCUGAUGCAGCUUAUGGGGAAGCUGCCAAUGUGUUUGGAAAGCCAAAGACAGACACAGAUUUCCUGCCAUACAAUGGAGAUGGAUUCAAACUAUCGAUUCCCUCAAAGUGGAACCCAAGCAAAGAGGUUGAGUACACAGGUCAGGUUGUUAGAUAUGAGGAUAACUUUGAUUCAACCACCAACGUGGUUGUCACCAUCACUCCGACUGAUAAGAAGUCUAUCACUGACUAUGGUUCACCCGAAGAGUUCCUCUCUAAGGUGGAUUAUUUACUAGGAAAACAGGCCUUCUUCGGCGAAACACAAGCCGAGGGUGGUUUUGAUCCAAAUGCGGUGGCCACGGCUAACAUCUUAGAGACGGCAACACCUGUGAUUGAUGGGAAGCCGUACUAUUUUCUGUCUGUGUUGACAAGGACUGCUGAUGGAGAUGAAGGUGGCAAGCACCACAUAAUUAGAGCAACUGUAAAAGAUGGAAAACUGUUCAUUUGCAAGGCUCAAGCUGGAGACAAGAGGUGGUUCAAGGGAGCAAGAAGAUUUGUGGAGAGUGCAGCAAGUUCUUUCAGUGUUGCUUAAAAAUCUUCAAUAAUAGCUGGUUAUAUAUAUCUGCUAUGUGUAAAUCUACCUUAAGUGCUAUCUAUGUUUGAAGUUGUCUAACCUCCCUUUUGUCCACGAGUUUCAUAAUUUUAAGGGACUUGGUUGGAUUAAGUAUCUGAAUACUUGGUGCGCAUGUUUGGAUGGGUAUUAAAUACACUAAUCGUGAAUCAAGUUGAGGCAAAAAA